AUGGAGGACGUCGUGCAUCCCCCUUCUGCCAGGAGAAGUAUCGAAAGUAUUUGUACGAUUGCAGGUACAAAGGUUCCAAGCAUUCCACCCAUCCCCCCGGAUUCGGUUCCCAACCUUGAAUCGAUCCGCAAAGUGUAUGAUCUUGCAUUUGCUCCGGGUCUCGACAAGUUUCUAGAAUCCGGCCCAUCCAAGUGGUUCGCCCGAGAGGGGUUCGCCUUACUGAGCUCGGAUCGAAGUCAGCUUGGGCGUAUGCUGGCCUACCUUACGUUGGUUAGUAACCAUCCUGAGGCAUCGGGCGAAAACCCCACCCUCGCAAGUCAAGAAGCCCGUGUCACCUGGGCUCUACUCGAAUUGUGUAUCCGGCCUGAACAUGACGGUGGAGAGGAAGCAGAUAGACUUGCUCGCCGCUGCCGGGCAAUGACGUCAAUAUUGACGGGCGAGGCAUUUUCAAGUCCGACUACAUCGAUCGCAGACUUUGUGCAUCAGGACGAAGCGGAGCCAGAAGCGAAAGGAAACGCUCUGGAGAGACAAGUUGCGAACCGGUCCGACGAGUUUUGGAGACUGGUCGAGACAGCGGCUACAAGCCAAGGACCGAAUGGGGAAGGCAUCUCUCGUGCGGCGGUGCAACAGUGUCGACGGUUACUGGAUGGGAUGGAAAACCGAGACAUUAUUUACAGCAUCAUGUUAUUGGGAUCAAAGACGAAUGGCAACGGUGACCUUACUUCGGAGCGAGAACUGGCGAAGAGAUACCUUGAGUCUCAGGCGAAUGGACGUGCUACGAAUCAAGUUUUUGCUACAAUUUCAGGCAUGGCGUUGAGGGCCUAUACGAUGUGA
Messenger RNA from Exophiala spinifera, 834 nucleotides. RefSeq lists its product as uncharacterized. The coding region runs from base 1 to 834 and encodes 277 amino acids. The record is from RefSeq and is a predicted model, not a curated record. NCBI's taxonomy places the organism in Eukaryota, Fungi, Ascomycota, Eurotiomycetes, Chaetothyriales, Herpotrichiellaceae. The transcript has a single exon.